GGAGGAUAGAAAGAAACAUGAAUCGCUCUUGGCUGUGGAGGUUUUUCACACUAUUGCAAGUUUCUGCUUUAUGUUUGGUUCCCGCUUCAGGUCAACUGAAGAAAAUUGACAAGAUUUCCGAUGCUGUAAAAGGAUACACUCCCUGCAAUCCCGUCAACUGUAGCUGCCACGUAAGUGACCUACAUGAUGACCUGCGGCCGUUCAAAGGGAGAAUCUCUGAAGAUCUCAUGGCUGCGACUGUUCAAAGAGGGGUGGGCACCCACUACCAGAUCAUCGGUCACAAGUUGUACAGAGAACACAACUGUAUGUUUCCUGCCAGGUGAGGAGAAAAAGUCUGUCAUUGGGUGGAGCAUUUCAUCCUGGAGGUGAUUGACAGGCUGCCUGACUUGGAGAUGGUGGUAAAUGUCAGGGAUUACCCACAAGUCCCCAGCUGGGUGCAGCCGACCCUGCCCGUCUUGUCUUUCAGUAAGACAGCAGACUACCAGGACAUCAUGUACCCUGCGUGGACGUUUUGGGAGGGAGGGCCUGCCGUGUAGCCCAUAUACCCCACCGGACUGGGACGAUGGGAUCUGAUGAGGGAUCCUUAAAAAGUAACGUCUGCAGCACAGUGGCCAUGGAAGAAGAAAGAGUUCAAAGGAUUCUUCAGGGGCUCCAGAACCAGUCCAGAGCGAGACCCUCUGAUUCUUCUGUCCAGAGAAGCUCCAGACCUGGUGGAUGCAGAGUACACUAAAAACCAGGCCUGGAAGUCCGAGAGGGACACACUAGGGAGACCCCCGGCCAUAGAAAUCCCUCUGGUCGAUCACUGCAAAUACAAAUAUUUAUUCAACUUCCGAGGUGUGGCGGCCAGCUUCCGCCUCAAACAUCUCUUCCUCUGUGGUUCGCUGGUGUUUCAUGUGGGGGAUGAAUGGCAGGAGUUUUUCUACCCGCAGCUGCGGCCCUGGGUCCACUACAUCCCAGUCAAGCAGGAUCUCUCUGACGUCAGGGAAUUACUACAGUUUGUCAAGGAGAAUGACGACAUCGCACAGGAGAUCGCCACGAGGGGAAAGGACUUCAUCCUCAACCACCUGCGGAUGGAAGACGUUUCCUGCUACUGGGAGCGACUCCUCACCGAGUUCAGCCGUCUUCUCACUUACAGACCCAAAAGAAACAACAGCUACAACCAGGUCGUCCACGGACCGGGCAGGACGGAGCUGUGAGAGUGAGACUCCGCAGGACCAGGGCAGCUGUAGUGAAGGCAAGCUCUACAUUAUCAGUGUAAUCACUGACUGCACCGCAACGUGCGAUUUCUAUACAAGCAACAUUACAUGUCGAUAAGUCUAUUUUUGUCAAAAAAAAGAACAUGAAGUGUAGCUGAAGUGUAAAGCUUUGUCCGGAUACUUCUUCCAUUAUUUCUAAUGAAUUCAGUCUUUUAGUCUAAUGUGGACCAUGUGUUACUGUUACUAUGUAUUCCACGGUCUACAGGCUGUGGUUCCUAACUGGUGCAGCCACUGGGUCUGGGAUUUAUAUAUAUAUAUAUAUAUUACUGUUCUCAAAAAAAAGGGAAAGUGUCUUUCUUUUUGCAGUAGGAAAUCACUGAAAAAAUAAAGGCACUGUGCUGCAAAUUAAAGUGUUUCUUUUGACAUGGUCGCGGGUCUCUUGCGGUCCAUUCAGUACAGACCUGCAAACCCACCAGUUGGGAACCACUGCUCUCUUGUGGGUGCUGCUGUACCUUCACACGUCACUCUGUGUCUUACAUGCCAGCUCUGAAUCACUGAUCGCUUUCUGCUUCACUCAGUUGAUUUGCCACUAAAAGAAAACGCCUCUUUCGACA
Messenger RNA from Plectropomus leopardus (leopard coralgrouper), 1810 nucleotides. NCBI's taxonomy places the organism in Eukaryota, Metazoa, Chordata, Actinopteri, Perciformes, Serranidae. The record is from RefSeq and is a predicted model, not a curated record.